This is a messenger RNA of Sphaerodactylus townsendi, 1677 nucleotides long. Its product is annotated as transcription factor Sp5-like. The record is from RefSeq and is a predicted model, not a curated record. The transcript has 2 exons. Gene Ontology annotation, molecular function: RNA polymerase II cis-regulatory region sequence-specific DNA binding; DNA-binding transcription factor activity, RNA polymerase II-specific. The coding region runs from base 59 to 1027 and encodes 322 amino acids. Lineage: Eukaryota; Metazoa; Chordata; Lepidosauria; Squamata; Sphaerodactylidae. Gene Ontology annotation, biological process: regulation of transcription by RNA polymerase II.
CAUGAUCCCUAAUCCCUGAGCCCUCUUCAUGGGUAGUUUUCAGUGACGCUCCCAACCCAUGGCAGCCCUGGACGUCCACAAUUCGGAUCAUAUUUUCUAUUCCUUCUUACAGGAUCGGACACCCAACUCAUCCCCAGACGACCCCAGCGCCUGCCAUCCCACUUGGGCCUUUUUAGCUACUCCCUCAGCGCCUCUCUGCUCACCCACCUCACCCGAAGCUUAUGAGUCGGUGGGGAUGUUCCAGCUGUGGAGCAAUGAAGUACCACCCGGCUCCCACAGCAUGGCUUUUGGGUUGCCCAAGAUGCCAUACCAGAUGGCCUCAAGCACCAGUGGAAGCAUUGCCCACGAACUGCCGCUGACACCACCAGCUGAACCCCCCUACUCGUUUGAGCUGUCGCCCAUCAAGAUGUUGGCGCCCACUGUGCCCUCCUCGUAUGCCUUCCAAGAGGGCCAGGAGUUUACUACUUUUUUACCAGGCCCACGGCCUCUAGGCCCAGCAGGCCCUGGCCUGGCAUCCGCUGAUGAUACCUCUUGGUGGAGCAUGCCGCAACCAGGCAACUUCUCGCUAGGCCGGCCACUGGUCCUCAGCCCCCAGCCACCCCUUGCCACCUUCCUGCAGGGAUCAGCCAAGGGGCUACUGGGGACGACCCGCCGCUGUCGUCGCUGCAGAUGUCCCAAUUGCCAGGCGGCAAACGGGGCUAAUGAGGAGCCAGGCAGGAAGAAACAACACGUGUGCCACCUACCGGGUUGCGGCAAGGUCUACGGCAAGACGUCCCAUCUGAAGGCCCACCUGCGUUGGCAUGCGGGAGAGCGCCCCUUCAUCUGCUCUUGGCUCUACUGUGGGAAAAGCUUCACCCGUUCUGAUGAGCUGCAGAGACACCUUCGGACGCACACGGGAGAGAAGCGCUUCAGGUGCCAGCUGUGCCCCAAGAGGUUUAUGCGGAGCGACCACUUGGCCAAGCAUGUCAAGACCCAUCAGGGGAAGCGGGUGCGGGGGCUGGCAGUGAUGGGCAUCAAACAGGAGUGAUGAGAGGGAUAGAAGAGAGAAAAGUGAAAGGCAGAGCCCAAAGAAGAAGAGGUUGUUUCGGGGAGGCAAGGAGAAUUCUGUGGUUCAAUUGUACUAGCUAGUUCCAUUCUCGGGCUUUAUGUCUCUCUCCACUGCAAAUUAUAUAGAUUUUAUACCUUUAACCUUAAUGGCUUUACCCAAAGAAUUCUAGGAACUGUAGUUUAGUAACAUUUGGAGAAUUGUCUUGGAGAGAUCCCUAGCCCGACUUCUGAACUACAUUUCCCAGGCUUCCGAGGGACUGGGCUUUUCCACGUUCUCAGUUUCCUUGCUUUUAAAUUCCCGUUUCUACAUGGGUCAGUUCUUCUGGUAUUUUGCUCCCCGUAGAGGUCAGUUCAACAUAAAGCAGCUUUAAUGCAGUAUGAAAACCUGCCGUUUAAAUCUGCAGGAAGAUAUGCUUCAUAUAAGGCUUCUUUAUGGCAAAUCAACCACUAGAGGGAGCAAAAUACAAGCAACUCUGAAACGGGGACUUAGAAGUGAGGAAACUAAAAAUGUGCAAAACUCUUCACCUGGUUUGAAAGCUAGGGUGAAAAUAAUUUAAAUUGCUGACCCCUAUGCAGGGGUGGGGGAUGGGAAACAGGGCUAAGAGCAGAAGAUGGGAGAUGCUUAAUGUU